Messenger RNA from Nycticebus coucang (slow loris), 7151 nucleotides. It is a transcript of the gene EML4, whose product is annotated as EMAP like 4. Gene Ontology annotation, biological process: microtubule cytoskeleton organization. The transcript has 26 exons. Gene Ontology annotation, cellular component: mitotic spindle. Lineage: Eukaryota; Metazoa; Chordata; Mammalia; Primates; Lorisidae. Gene Ontology annotation, molecular function: microtubule binding. The record is from RefSeq and is a predicted model, not a curated record. The coding region runs from base 1585 to 4530 and encodes 981 amino acids.
CCUGGGAGGAGCGGAGUGGCCAGAGCGUGCCUGGGAGUCCCCGACAUUCGAGUUUGAAACUGAAGUUGACACUAGCGAUGUCACCUUGAGGCAGGUUCCUUUGCCUAAGACUCAGUUUCUCCAUCUGUGAAAUGGUGACCUUAGCAAUAGUGCCUGCCUCAUCUACGCUGCCCGAGGUUAAACGAGAAGAGGGAAGUGCAGGACAGAUGUCUACGAUAUUGUCGUUUGGGUAUCGCUAUGCUCUUUUGAUUUCUGCACAAGAUUCACCGCCCACCCUGCCCAUCGCCCGGUGUCCAGCGCGCUGUGCGGGUGGACCAGUCACUGCUGGUCCUCCAAGCCCCAGACAACACGGCUGCAACCGCGGGGUCAGCACGGGACUGCGCUCUCACAUCGCUGAAAGCCGCCUGAAAGUCUGACGAUUUUAUUAUGAAAAAUUUCAAAAAACACAAAGUGAGAGACAAGGAAUAAAGAAUUCCCAUGUGCCCACUGCCCAGCUUGGAUCAUCUCUACAGGUUACUGCUGCAUCCCCUGCACCUAGAACAGUAUCCGGCAUAUGGCAAAGAUUCAAUACGUUUGUGCAGAAUGAAUGACCUCAUUGAGAACAAGAUCUUCUACCACACGCAACUGAUCAAAGAGGCCACUAAUUACAAAAUGCAGUCAAGAAGGAAAUAUUCGGAGGAGAAGCUUCACAGGAGGAAGUCCACAGGGAGAUACAAAUGAGCUUUCCAGAGCCAACAUCCCCCAAACCUAACUAUUCUAAUAGGAAUGUGUAUUUCUUAAAUCUCCAUCCUCUGUGACUGCUACAGAGCUUGUGACUACUGGCUCAUAACCAGGCUCUGCGGCUGUGGCAGUGGUAGCCUCAAGUUAGUCAAGAACCCUCGCCCCAAUCUGUCCCUCACCCUACUGAAGCAGAGGGAGAACAUUACCCACUUGGUUGCCCUUUAGUGCCCUUGUAGGACAUACUGAGUGACUAUCUCCUGUCAGGGUGGCUUCAGAGUUGGGUUCUGUGGGACCGAGGAAAAAUGUGAGGGGAGAGGAUCCUUCGAUGCACCUGAAGAUCCUAAGCUGGAGGCCACCCUUCAUCUCAACCCACUCGAACCCGCUGCAGGACAGAGGUCCCCGGCUCUCAGCAGGCACACCGCGCAAGCCCAGCCACCAGCUCAACGCGAAGGGGACGCACUCUGAGGCCGAGGCAAGGUGAGAGGGAGGGGUCGGCAAGACCCUGCCUCCGGGUCGUCACGUGGGAGGCGGGGUCGGAAGCGUGACGGCGUGCGCGGGGCGGGGCUACCGCUGCGCGCGGGCGCGGGGGCGGGGCGCGGCGCGGCGCGGCGCUCGCAACUGCUCGCUGGGAGGGAGGCCGGGCAGGCGGCGGAGCGGCGCGGCUCUCAAUCUGACGGGGAAGUGGCCCGCGCGGCCGUGGCUGACUACCCCGGGGCGGACGGACGGUCGACGGAGGCGGGGACCGGGACCUGAGCCGGGCAACCUAGAGAGCGAGCGGGUCAGGCUCAGCGUCGGCCACUCGGUCUGUCCGCUGAAUGAAGUGCCCGCCCAGCUGAGCCCCGAGCCCGGCGCUUUCCCCGCAAGAUGGACGGUUUCGCCGGCAGCCUCGAUGAUAGUAUUUCUGCCGCAAGUACUUCUGAUGUUCAAGAUCGGCUCUCAGCUCUUGAGUUACGAGUUCAGCAACAAGAAGAUGAAAUCACUGUGCUGAAGGCAGCUUUGGCUGAUGUUUUGAGGCGUCUUGCUAUCUCUGAAGAUCAUGUGGCCUCAGUGAAAAAGCCAGUCCCAAAUAAAGGCCAGCCAAGCCUUCGAGAAGCUAUUUCCUUGUCCUGUAUAACCAAUGGAAGUGGUGCAAACAGGAAACCAAGUCACAGCACCUCUGUCUCAAUUGCAAGAAAAGAAACUCUUUCAUCUGCUGCUAAAAGUGGUACAGAAAAAAAGAAAGAAAAACCACAAGGACAGAGAGAAAAAAAAGAGGAAUCUCAUUCUAAUGAUCAAAGUCCACAAAUUCGAGCAUCACCUUCUCCCCAGCCCACUUCACAGCCUCUCCAAAUACACAGACAAACUCCAGAAAGCAAGAAUUCUACUCCCACCAAAAGUAUAAAACGACCAUCAACAGCUGAAAAGUCACAUAAUUCAUGGGAAAAUUCAGAUGAUAGUCGUAAUAAAUUAUUGAGAACAGCUUCAACAUCAAAAUUAAUAUCGAAAGUUAUAAAAAAUGCAGACAAGCAUAAAGAUGUCAUCAUCAACCAAGAAGGGGAUUAUAUUAAAAUGUUUAUGCGAGGUCGGCCAAUUACAAUGUUCAUUCCUUCUGAUAUUGACAACUAUGAUGACAUCAGAACGGAACUGCCUCCUGAGAAGCUCAAACUGGAGUGGGUAUAUGGUUAUCGAGGAAAGGACUGUAGAGCUAAUGUUUACCUUCUUCCUACUGGGGAAAUAGUUUAUUUCAUUGCAUCAGUAGUAGUGCUAUUUAAUUAUGAGGAGAGAAUUCAACGACACUACCUGGGUCAUACAGACUGCGUGAAAUGCCUUGCUAUACAUCCUGACAAAAUCAGGAUUGCAACUGGACAGAUAGCUGGAGUGGACAAAGAUGGAAGGCCUCUACAACCCCAUGUCAGGGUGUGGGAUUCAGUCAGUCUAUCCACACUGCAAAUUAUUGGACUUGGAACUUUUGAGCGUGGAGUAGGAUGCGUGGAUUUUUCAAAAGCAGAUUCAGGUGUUCAUUUAUGUGUUAUUGAUGACUCCAAUGAACAUAUGCUUACUGUAUGGGACUGGCAUAAAAAAUCAAAAGGAGCAGAAAUAAAGACAACAAAUGAAGUUGUUUUGGCUGUGGAGUUCCACCCAACAGAUGCAAAUACCAUAAUAACAUGUGGUAAAUCUCAUAUUUUUUUCUGGACCUGGAGUGGCAAUUCACUAACAAGAAAACAGGGAAUUUUUGGGAAAUAUGAAAAACCAAAAUUUGUGCAGUGUUUAGCAUUGUUGGGGAAUGGAGAUGUUCUUACUGGAGACUCAGGUGGAGUCAUGCUUAUAUGGAGCAAAACUACUAUGGAGCCUACCCCUGGGAAAGGACCGAAAGGUGUAUAUCAAAUCAGCAAACAAAUCAAAGCUCAUGAUGGCAGUGUGUUCACACUUUGUCAGAUGAGAAAUGGGAUGUUAUUAACUGGAGGAGGGAAAGACAGAAAAAUAAUUCUAUGGGAUCAUGACCUGAAUCCUGAAAGAGAAAUAGAGGUUCCUGACCAAUACGGCACAAUAAGAGCCGUAGCAGAAGGAAAAGCAGAUCAAUUUUUAGUAGGCACAUCACGAAACUUUAUUUUACGGGGAACAUUUAAUGAUGGCUUCCAAAUAGAAGUACAGGGUCAUACAGAUGAGCUUUGGGGUCUUGCCACACAUCCCUUCAAAGAUUUGCUCUUGACAUGUGCUCAGGACAGGCAGGUGUGCAUGUGGAACUCAGUGGAACACAGGCUGGAAUGGACAAGGCUCGUAGAUGAACCAGGACACUGUGCAGAUUUUCAUCCCAGUGGCACAGUGGUGGCCAUAGGAACGCACUCAGGCAGGUGGUUUGUUCUGGAUGCAGAAACCAGAGAUCUAGUUUCUAUCCACACAGAUGGGAAUGAACAGCUCUCUGUAGUGCGCUACUCCAUAGAUGGUACCUUCCUGGCUGUAGGAUCUCAUGACAACUUUAUUUAUCUCUAUGUAGUCUCAGAAAAUGGAAGAAAAUAUAGCAGAUACGGAAAGUGCACUGGACAUUCCAGCUACAUUACACACCUUGACUGGUCCCCAGACAACAAGUAUAUAAUGUCUAACUCGGGAGACUAUGAGAUACUGUACUGGGACAUUCCAAAUGGCUGCAAACUAAUCAGGAAUCGUUCGGAUUGUAAGGACAUUGAUUGGACGACAUAUACCUGUGUGCUAGGCUUUCAAGUCUUUGGUGUCUGGCCAGAAGGAUCCGAUGGGACAGAUAUAAAUGCAUUGGUGCGAUCCCACAACAGAAAGGUGAUAGCUGUUGCAGAUGACUUUUGUAAAGUCCAUCUGUUUCAGUAUCCCUGCUCCAAAGCAAAGGCGCCCAGUCACAAGUACAGUGCCCACAGCAGCCAUGUCACCAAUGUUAGUUUUACUCAUAAUGACAGUCACCUGAUUUCAACUGGUGGAAAAGACAUGAGCAUCAUUCAGUGGAAACUUGUGGAAAAGUUAUCUUUGCCUCAGAAUGAGAUUGUAGCAGAUACUGCUCUAACCAAAGCCCCCGCCUCUUCCAUUGAAAGUGUCAUCCCAUCUAAUACUCCCACACCACCUCCUUCCCAGCCCUUAAAUGAGACAGCUGAAGAAGAAAGUAGAAUAAGCAAUUCUCCCACACUUCUGGAGAACAGCCUGGAACAGACCGUGGAGCCAAGUGAAGACCACAGUGAGGAGCAGAGUGAAGGGGGCAGCGAAGAUCUCGGUGAACCUAUUUGUGUAGAGCCAUCCGAUGAGAUGAGUGAAGAGCAGAAUGAAGCUGCACUUCCCGAGAACCAGCAAGACCCUUCACCCUUGUCUUAACACUUGGUCUCAGGGUGACUUUCCUCCUUCAACUGCAUGUGAUUUUAUGAUAAAGUUCAGAUAACAGGAUGGGCAGUGAUGGAGAAUCACUAUUGAUUGAGAUUUUAGUUUCCAUGUGAUCUGUUUUCUUCAAUACUCUUAUUCUCUCAAGUGCAGCCAACCUAAAGGUUCAGUUUGGUGUGCAUUGAAAAUUAACCAAACUGAAUAACAGAAGACUGAAACAUUAUGUCUCAGAAAUUACUGUGUCUGUAAGUGAUGUGAUACAAAUACUGGAAGUAAAAACAGCAGUUGUAUUGAUUUUGAAAAUAAACCCCCUUGUUAUCUGAACGUGUUUUCUUCAGGAGCAACCAGAAGCAUCACAAACACUGUUACUCAUCUGCUGGCUCAGACUGUACUACUUUUAUUUCCUGAAGCAGAAAAAGAAACCAGAAAAAAAAAAGUGUGCUCUUAUUGAGAUAUCCUCUCACUCCAAAUGUCUGAUAGGAAUUUUUUAAUUAAGAAAAAUGUCAGUGUUGCCAAGUGCAAUGGUAUUGCCUUCUUGACUAAUAAUGUUCUCUUACACUACUAUAUGUCCAGAUGUGCUCAUUUGUCUACUAGAUAGGUGCUGCCUUUUCUAAGUCAUAACGACAAAGUCCCUCAAUUUCUUGUGUGCAAAUCUAGUUUAUCCUACAACUAAGGAAGCAUUGGUUUGUUAAAGAGCUUUUAAUGUAUAUUAAAUCAUUAAUACUCAGAAAUGAUAGAUUCUUCUAAGGAGUCCUUUACCAGCCUAAACAUUCUCAAAUGUUUGGCAUUCAAGUGAAUGGAAGAAAAAAACCACAUGCCUUUAAAACUAAACUGUAAUAAUCAGCUGGCUAAUUUUAGCUAAGCCUUCAUAAUUUGUUCCCUCAAUCACAGGAGAAAUACAAAUAGAGUAAGUUUAAAUGAUUUAAUUGGUGCUUGAAAAUUCAUUGGUUUAGUUGUAAUUUUUAUACAAAUUAUACUGAGGGAUAAGAUAAUUCAGCAAAUGACAAAUACUUUUUUUACAAAAUGUGAAUGAAAGUCAGUAAUUUUUUAUAAAUUGCAUACUUAACAGACUUGCUGUAUAGUAAUUUUUUUUCUGGUAGAGAUGCUAUAAGCCUUGCAAGUCUAAUGUGGCUAUCCUGCUAUUUGGGGCAAAGCCAUGUAUUAUUAUGCAUUGGAAAGGGUUUUUUGAAGUUUUGUUGGCCAACUGUUUUUCUUAAGUACCUGUUUCCUACUUUAAAAUACUCACUGACAAAAAUAUAUUCCUAUAUAUUUGUUUAUACUUUGAUUAUAAAAAAACUUUUUAUUUUUUACCUUGCUGCAUGUUUUGAUACUUUUUAUUUUUUUGUUCAGAUCAUGUUUAGAAACUUUGGAUGAGUUCAGAAGUCUUAAGUAUGCAAGCGUUUAUGUGAUUGUGCCAUUCCAAAGUGCAUCAGAACUGUCAUUCCCUUCUAGUACCUUCUCAGGAGUAAUACAGAUCAGGUAUUUCAUUGUCAUUUGGUAAUAUGAAAACUCCAGUGAACUCCCAAGGACACUUACAUUUUUAUUCACACUCUGUAUGGAAGGGUGUGGGUGUGUGUGAAAGGGCGAGUGGAGACACUUAAUCUGUGUUUAUGUGUAUCUCUAGACAAGAUAUGCACCACACUGAAAAUACUCAUUGUAGGGCGGCGCCUGUGGCUCAGUGAGUAGGGCGCCGGCCCCAUAUGCCGAGGGUGGCGCGUUCAAACCCAGCCCCGGCCAAACUGCAACAAAAAAAUAGCCGGGUGCUGUGGCGGGCACCUGUAGUCCCAACUACUCGGGAGGCUGAGGCAAGAGAAUCGCUUAAGCCCAGGAGCUGGAGGUUGCUGUGAGCUGUGUGAUGCCACGGCACUCUACCAAGGGCCAUAAAGUGAGACUCUGUCUCUACAAAAAAAAAAAGAAAAUACUCAUUGUAGGUUUCUGUGUAUAGAUAACAUGUCUGUGUAUAUCUCUUCCUUUUGUUUACAACUAUUCAAAAAAAAAAAAACCUCAAAGUAGUUCUUUUAAAAAAAAAAAAAAAAAGACAUAGAUUCCAAGUGACCCAACUUUUUCCAGUAUAUUCUGUACAAAGUUAUCAAGAGAGCACCAGUAAGUAUCAGGCAUAUACACACAUACCUAUUAGCAGUGCUGAUUAAAUCACCAGAUCAGCACGUGCAGUUCUCUGCAAGAAGAAUACUAGGAGAUGAACAAGCAAUUCUUGGAACAGAACGAGCAUACCUUUAAGUAUGUGGGGGAUACAGCUCUCAGUGAUAAACAAGAAGUUUAUUUGAGGACAUUGGACACCUUCAGGUUGCCAUGUACAAUGAGAGUUAUGAUCCAAAUACUCUUGGGUGGUAGUUCAAAAGACACUACUAAUAUGCAGAAAGCAUUCCAGCUAUCUAAUGCUGGCAACUACUGUUUAAUGGUCAGUUAAAUCUGUGAUAAUGGUUGGAAGUGGGUGGGAUUAUAAAAUUGUAGAUGUUUUUAGAAAAAACUUUUGUGAAUGAAAAUGAAUCCAAGUGUUUCAUGUGAAGAUGUUGAGCCAUUUCUAUCAUGCAUUCCUGUCUCAUGGCAGAAAAUUCUGAAGAUUAAAAAAUAAAAUAAUCAAAAUGUUUCCUUUGUCU